UUUUGGUUUGCGUAGCUGGCCGCUAUACAAGGAUUUCUGGGUGCGCUGCGUGUAUCAUACGCUUCCCGCCUAUGUUCGUUUCUCACAACUACAAUUCUAUCAAGCAACAUACUAAGCGACUUGCCAUACCUGAUUGGUCGAAUUCUCUUUGGGUCGACGGUCUUCCUUGAUCUUGAAGGAACACGUUAGAGCAAAAUGGCAGUGCGCGUUAUCUCAGGGCUAGCUGCCCUGGCGCUCCUGUGUGUUCUACCAGCUGCCACGUUUGCGGCCAGGCCGACCUUGUUGUCUGGUCGCCAAAAUGAGGAGGAGAAGCGCGUCGUGCCAAAGCCCGUCAAGGGACCAGCGGACGCUAACUUGCGUCCGAUCAUCGGCAUUCUUUCCCAGCCCGGCGAUCCCGCCCCGGACGGCCAGUCGUACAUCGCCGCGUCGUACGUCAAGUGGCUGGAGUCCGCGGGCGCACGUGUCGUACCCAUCUUCUACGACAUGACGUACGACCAAAUCGACCGCAGGUUCGCGGUGAUCAACGGUCUGCUGCUGCCCGGCGGCGGCGCCACUUUAGAGCCCGGCCACCUCUUCUACGACACCGCCCGCCACCUGGUGGACCUGGCGCUGGACGCCAACGACAACGGAGACUACUUCCCGGUCCAUGGCACGUGUCUGGGCAUGGAGACCCUCUCUGUCAUCCUCUCCUCCAACUACACGCUGCUCAGCUCCUACGACGCGGAGGACGCGCCCGCGCCGCUGCUGUUCACCAACGAAGCCAAGGACAGCCACCUGCUGCGCUCGCUGCCGGCGGACGUGGUGGCGGACCUGCAGAACAAGCCCAUCGCCAUGGAGAACCACCAAUCGGGUCUGUCCAUGUCCGCAGUGCUGGAGAACCCGGCGCUGGGCCGCUUUUUCAAGGUGCUGUCCCUCUCGCUGGACAAGAGCGGAGUCGCGUACGUGAGCACGCUGGAGGGGCGCAACUACCCCUUCACCGCCACGCAGUGGCACCCCGAGAAGAACGCAUACGAGUGGACGCCCCACCUGCACAUCCCGCAUGACACGGACGCGAUCCGCAUGAGCCAGGAGGUGGCCAACUACUUCGUGGCUGAGGCGCGCCGCAACCUGCACAAGGCGAGGAGCAUCGUGGAGGAGGACGACCUGCUCAUCUACAACUUCAGGCCCUCCUUCACCGGCAAGCACGAGUACGAGGGCGAGGAGAAGGACUUUGAGCAGGCGUACUUCUUCGAUAGCACCGCUUGGCUGGGCAAGUGAGCGGGGAGGAGGGAGGAGAGGAGCGGGGAGGAGUCGGUGAGGAGCCAGUGAGGGGUUACUGAGCAGAGGUGGUAGGGAGGCGCAGCUGUGGCUGCGGAGGCUGGGUGGUGGUGUUGCUUCAGCAGCGCUGUUCUUGUUUGUUGUCCCUACUGCCAAGGAGAAGGGAAGAAGCGGUAGGCAGGCUUUGCUUGGCUGCUGGCUGGUUCCGCGGUUAAACCGCCACACUUUGCGCCAGUCCCCUGGUGUUAACCCGAGGUGGUCCUUCACCUCCUCCUCUUACAAACGUCAGUCGCCUGCGUUAAGUGCUUGUGCAUAAUGGAGCUUACCAUGCGACGUAGCGUACCGUGCAUGCGUGCACAGUGUGUGCUUGCAAUGUAUGCCGCGCGUGCAGCAACAGCAACAGCUUAGCGCUCCUCUGUACGCGCCCAGUGUCAUGCCAUGUUGUGAUGGGGGUAUGGCCUUUGAUGGGUGUGCACUGCUGCUGCGGCAAUAGGGUGGUGUGGUGUGGUGGUGGGGAGGAAGCUGAGGAGGAGCGGGCUUGGAUGGCUUGGAAAGCAAGAAGGACUCGGGACACAAUUUGACGACGCAGGUGUACUUUUGAGAGAGCGCGAGAGUGGGUGCGUGUGGUAUUGUGUAUUACUGCUGCACAGCCAAUUUUCUUAUCCGAGAAUUCUUUUGCGGCACACCGUGUAACACCCAGCCCGUUGGGUGGGUUGACCCGGCUGUGUUUCGUAACAGUGCAGUGCGCCCCUGGUCCGGUGUGUGGACUGGAACUUCCGAGUUGCGUGCACAUGAGAGUCGGGGCGGCGAGUGUUUCGUGCAUUUCCCGUGUUUAGCGAUUGGUUAUUGGAGAGAGAGGGGACUUAACGCGAAACUGAACAAAGUGCUCCGCUAUCGUGUCGCUACGUGUCACGUUUGAUCGUUUGGAGACGCGAUCUGGGGGUGUGAGAGAUGGUAUGCUGCGCUCUGCGUUUGGCGACUGUUUAUUUGUGAUAUCCUAGACGUCCUGUGUCGCAUGGUGGAGGUGUGCCUCACGGAAUGCCCCUAGAAUCUGUUUGUUCCAUUAUGCCUUCCCUUUCUGGUUUCGGGAUGCUGAGUACGAACCUAGUUGGUAAAGGUGUGUAUUGGGUUUGCUGGAC
Molecule: messenger RNA, 2396 nt
Organism: Astrephomene gubernaculifera
Lineage: Eukaryota; Viridiplantae; Chlorophyta; Chlorophyceae; Chlamydomonadales; Astrephomenaceae
Source: the annotation of a GenBank genome assembly